AUGGAAGGGAACAAUCCCGCGUACUAUCACUACAUCCCUAAGGGACAAUUCCCGAUACCUAUCACCACAGGUGAAGUUAGCAGCUUUCCCUCUAGCUAUAGCCCCCAGCCACCCUCUUGUCUGUAUGAGAGCAAACCAACGAUCCACAACGAGGACGCCGCAGGGUAUGGUCAAGCUACCGGUCUACAGGUACCUGAUGGGCGGGGAGAUGACGGGCUAGCUCUCCAACAACAAUACGUCCAACUCCACGGCGCCACAAUGCCAAUGCAUUCUCCAACGAACCCUCAGGACUUAUCUAGGCCGCUGGCUCUGGCCCAGCAAGCUUGUAGCCAGUCACAACAGUGCGACGGACUCCCUAUACAUUCUCUCGGGUCCCAGCAGCCGAAUUAUCCUCGAAUGCACGGUCUUUCGAUGGCGGCCCACCACCCCGCAAUGAACGGUGGCCAGGGGCAGUGCCACGGGCAGCUAGGCCACCAGCCACUUUACACCAUGGCGUCUGAAUAUCCAAUGUCCUCAGCUAAGAUGUCCAAGAAUGUUAAUGUUGGCCAGAAUCUUCAAUUUCCAUGGAUGAAAACUACUAAAUCUCAUGCUCAUAUGUGGAAGGCAAACUGGCCAGGUGCUUCCUUUGCUGAUUUCGAUGAAAACAAACGAACAAGGACAGCUUACACUCGAGGACAACUACUGGAACUGGAGAAAGAAUUCCACUUCAAUAAAUACAUUUCCCGUCCCCGCCGAAUCGAACUAGCCGCCAUGUUGAAUUUAACGGAACGUCACAUCAAAAUUUGGUUCCAAAACAGGAGGAUGAAAUGGAAGAAAGAGGAAGCAAAGAGAAAACCACUGAAGCAGGAUGCUGAUGGUAGCGACGUCAGCAGUCAAAGUGACAUCAUCGCCAACGAUGAGAAGAUUUUACCCGAUUCAAGAACUGACCACGAUGAUAUGAGCUCGAUGGCCGGCGAUUGUGGUAUGGAACGCGCUGCGCAGGCGGCCACGCAACGACAUCUGACGAACCACAAUGCAACAUUAGAAAGGCGAGACAAUUCGCCGUUACAGCACGCAUGCGCGUCACCGAGUAGUGAAGACAGUUUAGAACUGACGAAGAAUAUGAACUCGAUGUCAUCGAAUAUCAGACCGUCACAAGUGAAGCCACAAAUUAUUGAUGCUCAGGCUUUUUGA
Messenger RNA from Strongylocentrotus purpuratus (purple sea urchin), 1173 nucleotides. It is a transcript of the gene lox, whose product is annotated as homeobox protein Splox. Gene Ontology annotation, molecular function: RNA polymerase II cis-regulatory region sequence-specific DNA binding; DNA-binding transcription factor activity, RNA polymerase II-specific. Gene Ontology annotation, biological process: regulation of transcription by RNA polymerase II. Gene Ontology annotation, cellular component: nucleus. The record is from RefSeq and is marked provisional. Lineage: Eukaryota; Metazoa; Echinodermata; Echinoidea; Camarodonta; Strongylocentrotidae.